UGCCGCGGCAACCGGGGCCCAGGAGCCAGUGAGGACAGUGUUGCGGGGUUCUGAAGACCUCACGUCGCUGAACCCUCUGGAGGUGCAGGCCCAUGGCUGAAGUCCACAUCAUUGGUCAGAUCGUGGGAGCCAGCGGAUUCCCCAGCAGCAGCCUUUUUUGCAAAUGGGGGAUCCAUACAGGUGGUGCCUGGAAGCUGCUGUCGGGGCUCCGGGAGGGGCAGACCCAAGUCGACCACCCCCAGUUGGAUGACGUGGCUUACUGGUCCCACCCCAUCGACGUCCACUUUGCCACCAAAGGCCUGCAGGGUUGGCCCAAGCUCCACGUCCAGGUGUGGCACCACGACUCCUUUGGCCGGACCGAGCUGUACGGCUACGGCUUCUGCCACGUGCCCUCCAGCCCGGGCUUCCACCAGCUGGAGUGCGUCACCUGGCGCCCUCUGGGCUCGUGGCAGGAGCAGCUGUCCCAGCUCUUCGUGGGCGGAGGCCCCCAGCUGCUCAACAGCGACCUGAUCUACACGGGCGCCGACCGCUACCCGCCUGCAGACCCGCGCCAUGGGCACCGUCCACCUCCAGCUGGCCAUCCUCCUCCGCAACUUUGACCGCUACGGCGUUGAGUGCUGAGCCCCGGGCCGCUCCAGCGCGGGAGUGUCGCCCCCGCAGGGCCAGGAGGUAGGGAGGUUCCCCAUCCUCUUUGGCACAAAGACCGCAAACCUCGUCACAUGAGAAAGAAAGGCUUCUGCUGCUGCAGCCAUGAACGCGGUGUUUGGGGGCAGGCGGGUGGGCAGGAAGAGGUACCUGCUGAUGAGCAAAUGGGUCCUCGCUGCUCUUCCCCUGCUGCAAGGAAAGCAGGCUCCAGCUCACGUGCAGAAGGUACGGGCUGAAGAUUCCUCAGUUUGAUUUGGGACCCGAAAAGGCCCAAAUGGCAGGUGUUUGGCCAGGCGAGGUAAGGAGCCAUUUCGAUCGUGUUCCUGAUGCCCC
Messenger RNA from Elgaria multicarinata webbii, 978 nucleotides. RefSeq names its product B9 domain containing 2 (gene B9D2). The record is from RefSeq and is a predicted model, not a curated record. NCBI's taxonomy places the organism in Eukaryota, Metazoa, Chordata, Lepidosauria, Squamata, Anguidae. Gene Ontology annotation, cellular component: MKS complex. The transcript is spliced from 4 exons. Bases 93 to 599 code for a protein of 168 amino acids. Gene Ontology annotation, biological process: cilium assembly.